This is a messenger RNA of Pangasianodon hypophthalmus (striped catfish), 4006 nucleotides long. RefSeq names its product protein phosphatase with EF-hand domain 2a (gene ppef2a). Gene Ontology annotation, cellular component: cytosol; nucleus. Gene Ontology annotation, molecular function: calcium ion binding; manganese ion binding; protein serine/threonine phosphatase activity. The record is from RefSeq and is a predicted model, not a curated record. Bases 53 to 2182 code for a protein of 709 amino acids. Gene Ontology annotation, biological process: negative regulation of MAPK cascade; detection of stimulus involved in sensory perception. The transcript has 15 exons. NCBI's taxonomy places the organism in Eukaryota, Metazoa, Chordata, Actinopteri, Siluriformes, Pangasiidae.
AAUAAGAGCUGCAAUUCUGAUCCAGCGCUGGUAUCGUCAGUAUGUUGGCCGCAUGGAGAUGAGGCGCAGAUACACCUGGAACAUCUUCCAGUCCAUAGAAUACGCUGGGCAACAAGAUCAAAUCAAACUGUAUAAUUUUCUUGGUUACCUCAUGGACAACUUCACACCCUCUAGCAAUGAACGAAAGUUGAUCUCCCACAUCUUCAGAGAAAAUGAAAUAUGUCGGGAUGCGGAGUGGGAGAGAUACUUCAGUUACACCAAUAUCGAUGUUCCAGAAAUCUAUUCAGGCCCUAGGCUAACCUUCCCGCUAGACGCAAAUCAAGCUGCUGAUCUCGUCGAAGCUUUUAGAAACAAACAACAGCUCCACUCUCGUUAUGUCCUCCAACUUCUUCUUGAAACCUGGAAGUUGCUCAGAGUUCUGCCAAAUAUCAACCGAAUCUCUACCUGCCAUAGCAAAGAAAUCACAAUAUGUGGAGACUUACAUGGACAGUUAGAGGACUUACUUCUAAUAUUUUACAAAAAUGGGAUGCCGUCACUGGAGAAGCCUUAUGUUUUCAAUGGCGACUUUGUGGACCGGGGCAAAGACUCAGUUGAGAUUCUGCUUAUUUUAUUUGCCUUCCUGUUGGUCUAUCCUGGAGAGGUUCACCUUAAUCGAGGAAAUCAUGAGGAUCACAUAAUAAACCUGAGGUAUGGGUUCACCAAGGAAGUGUUGAGUAAAUACAAGAUGCACGGUAAACGAAUUCUAAAGCUGCUGCAGAAGAUAUUCAGCUGGUUGCCCCUGGCAACAGUGAUUGAUCAGAAGGUGCUGAUCGUCCAUGGGGGGAUCUCAGACAGCACGGACCUGGCACUGGUGGCCCGAAUGGACAGACACAGAUACGUAUCUGCUCUGAGGCCUCCGAAGCAGAAAAGCAGUGUGGCUAUCCAGCCUUCAGUGGACUCAGAGAUGGAAGAUGAAUCGAUGAACUCUAAGCACAGUAUUUUGAGGAGAAGGCGGGCCUCGCUAACCUAUUUCAGGCCCUUACCUUCCCGGAAAACUUUCCAGUGCCGUUCUUUGCAGGAUUUCUCUGCUACAGUGGCCCGGACCAUGGAGGAAGAGCUCAAGAUUCAACAUAGACAGACCAGCUUAGCCAAGCCUGGCAGCAGCAUGUCCUAUAGACACUUUAACAUGUCCAAGUCAUCUGAAACAUCCACAGAAUCCAUCAACAGCCCUGACAACAUCAACAAUGAGUGGAAAGAGAUCCUGGACUUGCUGUGGAGUGAUCCCAUGACUGAAGAUGGCUGCAUCCCGAAUGAAGUUCGUGGUGGAGGCUGUUACUGGGGCCCCAACGUGACCGAGGACUUUUUAAAUAAACACAACUUGCAGCUCAUCAUCCGCUCCCAUGAAUGCAAGCAAGAUGGAUAUGAGUUCUGCCACAACCGCAAGGUCCUGACAAUUUUUUCGGCCUCUAACUACUAUGAGGUGGGCAGUAACAGGGGAGCUCUGGUCAGGUUAGGUCCAGAUCUAGUGCCUUACUUUAUCCAGUACCAGACCAACAGUAAGACCCGAGCGAUGAGCUUCGGACAAAGUAUCAGACGAACAGAGCACUCUGCUCUUAAAGUCCUGAGAGAACAACUGUUUGCACACAAGUCAGAUCUGCUCAGUGCCUUUCAGGAAUAUGAUCAGAAGAACACAGGUCUCAUCUCUCUGAAUGACUGGAGCAGUGCUGUAGGACAGGUGCUACACUUGGAUUUGCCCUGGAGAAUGCUGCGCUCUCAGCUCCUCACUAACACCACCAACGACAUGCUGGAUUACCACAACUGGUUCCGUAACCUCACUAUAAAGGAACCCAGCUGUGAGUACAUUGAGCAGACGCUGAUGGAGACUCUUUACAGGCACCGCUCCACUCUCGAGACCAUCUUCAGAAUAGUGGACACAGACAACUCGGGCCUGAUUUCUUUUGAAGACUUCUGUCAGACGUGGAAGCUGCUAAGUGUCUAUCUGAAAAUGGAGAUUUCCUGUGAAGCCAUCAAUGACCUGGUGGUCAGCAUAGACAUGAACAAAGAUGGCUGCAUAGACAUUGAUGAAUUCAUGGAGUCUUUUCGCUUAGUAGACAAGAACAUACGCAAACCAGAGGAACAGGACCUACCUCAGGAAGAAAAACAGACCACAGAAGAAAAAGGCACACUUCUUACACCACAAUAGAUGCUAAGAAUUGUGUACAUUUGUUUUAAUAACAGUCUGACUACUCAAUGUGUGAGUAUGACAUGGGUAACCCACGAAUUAUGAUGAUGACGAUGACGAUGAUGAUGAUGAUGAUGAACAUUUGAAAGUGCCUUUUUCUUGAAUUCCUCUAAGAAUAUAGGGUGUUGGACCUUGGAGGUGUCAGUGAGGGCACAAGAAUAUGGAUUUAUUUCUGGGUCUAUAAAUUGAUAUUGUGAAAUUUCUAAAGCAUUUAUACCAUUUAUAAAUGUUGUGCAUGCACAAAACUAGGCCUUGAAAAGUGUGUAUAUCAUUUAUACUUUUAUAAGAAAAUUGUACGGCCUCUCAUAGUUCUGAAGGAAACUGUCCUGGUGGUCCAGAACAUCAGUAGAGUGGAACAUCAGUAGAAUGGAAGGUAAAUAACAACCUGGAGUUUGACCAGGCUACCUGCCUCAUUCACAGCGAUGAGAAGGGGUAGAAGACAAGUGUGAUGUAGCUAAAACCUUUUGUGAGAUAACCACUUGAGGGUUGAGAUCACAAGUUGAUGACUUUGCUCUUGGUACUCAGUGAGGACACAAGCACAUGCAACAUUUCCACUAGUUCCAUAAAAGAGCCUUGGUUGUGCUUGGUUGUAGAUGCAUGGUUACCUAUGCAACCUUCAGUAAUUGUCUCAAGUUAGCUCAUGUCAGCUGUCUAGUUUUAGCCAUUAUUAGAUUAAGAUUAAGAUUUUUACAUUGUAUACAAAUAUUAUUAUGUUAUAUACAACAUGUUUGUUUGGCAAAAAGAAAAUGGAAGACUUCGCUUUUGUUCACUUUCUUGUUCAUAGUUUGUAAGAAAGCUUUUUGAUAAAACAUGAAAAACAUGAAAGCCUAACACUUCUUGCAUUUUAAUACCCAAGUUUUUUUUUCUUUUUUUUUUUUUUUAGUAUAAAUAAUACUAGCUAGGGUGGCAUGGUGGUGCAGAGGGUAAUGUUACCACCUUAUAGCUCCAGGGUCCUGGGUUCAGUCCAGAGCUUGGUUUACUGUCUGUGUGGCGUUUCAGUGUAGGCUCUCCCUGUCUCCACAUGGGUUUUCUUCCACCUCCCAAAAACAUACAGGUACAUGGAUUGAUUACACUAAAUUGCCCCUAGGUGUGAAUGAGUAUGUGUAUGGUGCGCUGUGAUGGAGUAGCAUUCCAUCCAACAUGUAUUCCUGCCUUGCACCCAGUGUUCCCGAGAUAGGCUCCAGAUCCACUGUGACCCUGACCAGGAUAAAGUGUUUCCUGAAGAUGAAAGUGUGAUAAUCCUGAUGUAAGAAGCAAUCUAAAUCUACAGUAGCCUCUAGGUUUAGACUGUUUCUCCAGACCAAACUGCAUCCUUUAGUAAGUAGACCAUACUGAGCUGUACCUUACCUUGUCACUGGUGUGGUACCAUUAAGGGUACACCUUUUGUACCUGUAGUAUGUAUCUUACAUGGUAGCAUGAAGAUAGAGUAUCUUUAAAAAUGAUAGAACCACUGAUAUACCUUUCAUUAGCUUUUAGAUUGAAAGGUACAUGUCGUGCACAUCACUAAAUGCACAAAAGGUGUACACAGUAAAAAGUAAUUUGUUCUAAUUAAUGUUUCACCUAGUCCAUGGGUGUCCAAAGUCCGGCCCCAAGUUCAAAUACGGCCCACAGACAGAUGUUCCCAUGGCUUCUUUAUUAGAAUGUAUGAUAGGUGGCCCUCCGGCCACAAAUCGCAGUUUUCCCUUUCACCUGAUAGAUAGUUGGUGCUAUCUAAUGUUUUUUUUUUUACUGUCAUUAAUUAAUUUAAUUUGUUUUUUAAUAUAUCACGCCUUGUUCUGUUCUGUU